ACUCCUGGCUUACGCAGGGCUGCCAAGGGAGCUCCCCACACAAGCGCGCAUCAAUAAAGCCACAACACACGCGCAUAACCUCCAAAAUCAGAAUUCCAAGCAGAGGAGUUUGUAAAUUUUGUUUGGUAUUAGUUUAGUAGCAUUAUUGUAUCUCCCAACCAUCCAGGAUGGAGACAAUCCUGGAGCAACAGCGUCGUUAUCACGAGGAGCGAGAGCGUCUGAUGGACGCGAUGGUCAAGGAACAGUUGCACAAGAAACCCGGUCACAGGGAAACCAUCAACUCCGAGCAUCGUCUCAAAAUGCUGCUGGAUCAGUACAUGGAGAGCACCGCUCAUCUGCUGGAGCUGUACGAGGACAAGGAUGGCCAGCGAAAAGAGGAGGUUCAAGCUCUGUCUGGACCAAACGAAUUUUCCGAGUUCUACUCGAGAUUGAAGUCGAUAAAAGAAUUUUAUCGUCGUCAUCCUAACGAAAUAAGUGUGCCUAUGUCAGUGGAAUUCGAGGAAUUAGCAAAAAUGAGGGAGAAUCCCACAGAAGAAACAGCCAACCUUGUUGAUUUUACAGACGAGGAAGGUUACGGAAAGUAUUUGGAUUUGCACGAGUGCUAUGAGAAGUACAUUAAUUUGAAGGGGAUUGAGAAGGUUGACUAUAUCACAUACUUGUCUACGUUUGAUCAUCUGUUUGAUAUUCCAAAGGACAGGAAAAAUGCAGAGUACAGACGGUACGUUGAGACACUGUUGGAAUAUUUGAUGGAUUUCUUGGGAAGAGUGAGACCCCUGCUUGAUUUGAAUGCUGAGUUGGAAGAAGCAAACAAGGAUUUUGAAACACAAUGGGAAAACAGCACUUUUCCUGGAUGGCCCAAAGAGGCAGGUAGUGCUCUGACAAACGUAGGUGCACAUUUAGAAUUGUCUGCCUUUUCUUCUUGGGAAGAACUUGCAUCCCUUGGCUUGGAUAGAUUGAAAUCUGCCCUUAUGGCAUUGGGAUUAAAAUGCGGAGGAACACUAGAAGAAAGAGCACAGAGAUUAUUCAGUACAAAGGGUGAGGCAUCCCUUGACCCUAACUUAUUAGCUAAGAAAAAACAGAGGAAACCUGGAAAAGGCAAGAAUGUUGAAAAACAAAAGGAAAUUGCAAGAUAUGAAGCUCAUGUUUACAAACUUGCAGAACUGGUUUCUAGUCAGAGAGUAGCGACAAAAGAAAAUGUACAGAGAAAACAAGCCAGGACAGAGGGAGAAAGAGGAGACUCGGAUGCUGAGGCAAGUGCCAGUGAGUCUGAGGAGGAAGAUGACAAUGAUGUACCUUACAAUCCCAAAAAUUUACCACUUGGAUGGGAUGGCAAACCCAUACCCUACUGGCUGUACAAAUUGCAUGGUUUGAAUAUUAGUUACAAUUGCGAGAUAUGUGGCAAUUUUACUUACAAAGGUCCAAAAGCUUUCCAACGUCACUUUGCUGAGUGGAGGCAUGCACAUGGUAUGAGGUGUUUAGGAAUCCCAAACACAGCCCACUUUGCAAACGUCACACAAAUAGAAGAUGCUCUUGCAUUGUGGGAAAAAUUGAAGGCUCAAAAGCAAGCUGAAAGGUGGCAGCCAGAACAAGAAGAAGAGUUUGAAGAUUCUUUGGGUAAUGUUGUGAAUCGCAAGACAUAUGAGGAUUUGAAACGCCAAGGACUUCUGUAAAUGUGCAAAUACUUUCAAAGCGAAGCGACCUAUUGGUUACUAUCUUGGCAUUUUUUGUAUUUUAUUUCACAAACUGAUGUAAACAACUUUGUAUCGCUAAUAUAGUAUAAAAAGUUAUAUGACCAUUAGAAUAAUGUUUUGUAACAAAUGAUGUUAGCAAAAUUUUAUAUGAUUAUUAUUAGACAGUUUUUUAAAGUCUAAAACAAUAUGGAACAAUAAUUAGUUUACUAUCGCAUUUUAUUACUGACAUAAACUUGCGUAAACAAUAAAUUGUAAGUAUUACAAAUCAAAAAUUGAAGUCAACUUAUUUACACUUUGUACAAAAACUAUAUUUAAACAAGAAUAUCAUAUAAUUAUACUUCUUCAAGCAU
This is a messenger RNA of Nasonia vitripennis (jewel wasp), 2041 nucleotides long. RefSeq names its product splicing factor 3A subunit 3 (gene noi). The record is from RefSeq and is a predicted model, not a curated record. Gene Ontology annotation, cellular component: spliceosomal complex; nucleus. Gene Ontology annotation, molecular function: RNA binding; zinc ion binding. Lineage: Eukaryota; Metazoa; Arthropoda; Insecta; Hymenoptera; Pteromalidae. Gene Ontology annotation, biological process: mRNA splicing, via spliceosome. The transcript is spliced from 2 exons. The coding region runs from base 168 to 1670 and encodes 500 amino acids.